Messenger RNA from Dovyalis caffra, 690 nucleotides. Lineage: Eukaryota; Viridiplantae; Streptophyta; Magnoliopsida; Malpighiales; Salicaceae. The record is from the annotation of a GenBank genome assembly.
AUGGAUUCAUUCAACACAACCAACGUCAAGAUUGAGAAGGCGAGCGCAAUCAAGAAGCAUAGGAAGAUUCAAAAGAUAGCAAGUUUGUUCAGGUUAAUUGAGAUAGGUCUUGUUCUUGCUUUGAUUUCCAGGUUCUCAAUUCAACUUCCAGUUGCUGUCAGGAACUCCAGUGAGUAUUUCAAGGGCCUAACAGUUACCCUUGUAAGUCCUCGGUUCAUCUUCGUUCUCGGUAACGUGAUAGUCAUUACUCUCUUUGCAAAGUCAGGCCAGUUUUCAGGUCAAGAGUCUAACGGAAAGAGUUCAAGCACUGAUCUUUAUGAAGAGUUUGUUCAAAAGAGUGAAAAGAGUCAGGGAACUCAUCAAUAUGAAGCUGAAAGCAGAGAGAGACAGGUCAUUUAUGUUGAGUACAAAGUCACUGAGGAUGCUUCAACUUCUUUAGAAAGCAAGAAAUAUAAUAGAAGUCAAUCAGAGAAAUUGAAGAGGCCAAAUGGUAACAAGUCCUGCCGGGAACUGAGGCGGUCAGCGACCGAGAAAUGCAGGAAAAGCAUUGAUUCUGACAAGGAAUCGGAGAAAAGUUCAUUUCCCGAGGAUAAAUUGAGCAACGAUGAGUUUCGUUGCGCGAUCGAGGCUUUCAUUGCUAGGCAAAAGAGGUUUCGAAUAGACGAAGAGAAUUCUUAUAUUUUAGAGUAA